Molecule: messenger RNA, 1539 nt
Organism: Impatiens glandulifera
Lineage: Eukaryota; Viridiplantae; Streptophyta; Magnoliopsida; Ericales; Balsaminaceae
Product: STOREKEEPER protein-like
Exons: 1
Coding region: 91-1356 (421 amino acids)
Biological process (GO): regulation of DNA-templated transcription
Cellular component (GO): nucleus
Source: RefSeq, a predicted model, not a curated record
AGUAGCUUAUCAUAUUCUCUCCACCACCACACUAACCUUAAUCGCAUUCUCUCUUUUUCUACAUAUCAGCUUGCUUUAGUUGUUUCAUUAAUGGCACCGAGUCGUCCGCCUCCGGUAGAUGAACCUCCAUCUGCUUCGUCUUCAGAAGAAGAAGAGUCUGACGACGAAACAAUGCUUAACCAAAAGCCAACGAAAGAUUUAUCCGAGGACGACGAAGAAGAAGUAGAGGAAGAAGAAGAAGAGGUUGAGGAGGAAACUGACGACGAUGAAGAAGAGAUUCCCCAGACAGUAGUGAAUAAACAUAACGAUAAGAAGCCGAUUCCAACCCAAUCAUCUCUUCCAGUAGAAUCCGAAGAAGACGAAGAAGAAGAAGGUACUGAAUCGGAUGAUUUUGACAUGCAGGCUGUUCCCUCCCCAUCCAUCUCCAAUUUCACCAUCAAGCCCAAUACUACUACAUCUAAUAAGCAGCCAGUAGAUUAUUCUUCGCCCAAGUCUAAGAAAUCCUCUGGUAAGGCCGAUCCUUCUCCUACUACUUCUACUACUAUUACUCUGGCUAGGUCUUCCACCAAGCGUGCAUUGGAAAGCAGCAGCAAAGAGAACGGAUCACCAAAGAAGAGGAGGGGAAUCACGUCGAAUGGAGCAGAGGAGAAAUCUGGAACUAAUCGAUUGUGGAGUGAGAAUGAUCAAAUCGCUAUAUUGAAAGGAAUGAUUGAUUAUCAAUCAAACAACGGAUCUGAUCCACUAACUGAUGCAGCUGCUUUUCAUGACAUGAUGAAGAAAUCUCUCAAUGUGGAUGUAUCAAGAGGUCAGAUGGUGGAUAAGAUCAGAAGGAUGAGGAAGAAGUAUCUAAACAAUGCAGAGAAGGGUGAGAAUGGUCAAGACCCUGUUUUUGCCAAACCAUAUGAAUCACAGUCUUUUGAACUCUCAAAGAGAAUUUGGGGAGUCAAUAAAGUCUCUAAUGGAAGCAGCAGCAGCAGGAAGAGGAAGGUAAAGAAAGUUGAAGUUGAGAAUCCUCAGACCUCUUCUCAGGAAAACGGAAUUAUGGAUGUUGAAAUGAAGGAGGAAGAGGUGACAAAGGAGAAGGAGGUAAAGGAGGAGGAGGAGAGUGAUGAGGAUUUUUGGAAAAAGUAUCCACUGUUGGAAAGAUCUCUUUCAAAUUGCGUGGAGAGUCCAGUUGUGAGAGGGGAAGAUUGGAAGAAAGCAUUGAGGUCGAUGGGAAAUUCAAAUGCUAAGGUGUUGGAAGAUAAUUGGAGGAAAUUCAGAGUGGAGGAACUUGAAUUGCACAUCAAGAAGAUGGACUUGAUCUAUCAGCAGACCAAAAUGAUACAACAGACAUUCAAUCAGACAAAUGGGUAAAUCUUUUUGGUCCACUCUCAACUGGAAAACUUGAUGAUUUUUGUUACUACUAUAUGUUUGUUUCUUAAACUUAUCAAAUGGGUAAAUCUUUUUUGUCCACUUUCAAUGGGAAAACUUGAUGCUUUUUGUUAUUACAAUAUGUUUGUUUCUUAAACAUAUCAAAUCUUACAAUGUCUUUCUUUC